Molecule: messenger RNA, 1263 nt
Organism: Cajanus cajan (pigeon pea)
Lineage: Eukaryota; Viridiplantae; Streptophyta; Magnoliopsida; Fabales; Fabaceae
Product: GLABRA2 expression modulator
Source: RefSeq, a predicted model, not a curated record
AUUCCCCUCUUAACCUCGACAUCGAAAGGUUGAAGUUGAUGGAGGAAAAGCGCUUCUCCAUGGUCCGCGCGCUAAAAUAAGCAGACACGUUCAACCAAAUUAUCACCCUCUCGUUUCCUCCCCUUCCUCUUGGCCCCCAAAAUUCUGUUUCAAAAUCCUAACUCUCAAUCAACCAACCAACCCAAACUUCCACGACAUGGAACCCCCGAAGCCCGAAACCGAGCCCGAAGCCCACGCCCCCAACGGCCACUCCACCGCCCCCAGUGAUGGAUCGGGAUCGGAACAGCGCACUCGGAAGGAACGCACCGCAUCGUCCGGUAGCACGAAAAAGUCCGUGCACUGGAGCCCCGAAUUAGUUACAGAAUCCACCUUCACGUCUUCCCCUCGCGAAUCGCGCUCCAAUCCAUACUUUUCCAACUCCUCUUCUUUCUCUCAAUCCCCCUCCCCCUCCUUCAUGGAGACGGUGGUGACCGUUCGCAAUGUGCUCGGAAGAUGGGGUCAGAAGGUGGGAGAGGCUACUAAGAAGGCUGAGAGUCUCGCUGGGAACACGUGGCAGCACUUGAAAACAAGUCCUAGCUUUACUGAAGCUGCUAUGGGGAGAAUUGCCCAGGGAACAAAGGUCCUGGCAGAAGGUGGAUAUGAGAAGAUUUUCCUGAAUACAUUUGAGACAGGUCCAGAGGAACGGCUCAAGAAUUCUUUUGCAUGUUAUCUAUCCACGUCAGCUGGUCCAGUAAUGGGAAUUCUGUAUAUAUCCACGGCAAAGAUUGCAUAUUCUAGUGACAAUCCUAUUUCCUAUAGAACUGAGAGCCAAAUGGAAUGGAGCUAUUAUAAGGUAGUCAUUCCAUUACACGAGCUAAAAUCAGUGAAUCCUUCAUCAAACACGACCAAUCCUGCUGAAAAGUACAUCCAGGUGAUCUCGGUAGACAAUCAUGAAUUUUGGUUUAUGGGCUUCUUGAACUACGAUGGUGCUGUGGAGUCUCUGGAAGAAGCUCUUCAAGCUGGCAAACAUAUACAAUCAGAAGCAUAGUCUGUUCAAAUGGCCCAAAGAAAAAUUAUAGUCUGUUCAUACGCUAUAGAGUUUCAAACCCCAAAUAUAUUGCACUUAUCACAAAAGUUUGUAGAUUGAUCAUUGUGCUCUUGGAAUUGUUGAUAAAAUAUAUCAAGCUAAUUUUGUCAAUUUUGUGGAUAGAAUUUACCGUAGGAUCGCACCUUGGAUCAUUUAAGGGGGGAUUCAUCAGAAUAGUUUUGAAAAGUUUGUGUUGA